AUGGAUUUCCGUGAUUGGCUUCAUUCACAGCUCUGCGUGACUUUACCAGUUCCUACGAAGCGGUAUUCUGGCCUAACUAUCAUCGUUACCGGUUCUAAUGUAGGAAUCGGUCUCGAAACAGCCCGAUACUUUGUCUUCCUAGAUGCGGCCAAAGUCAUCCUCGCCGUUCGGAACACAGCGAAGGGUGAGGCAGCUGCCAAAUCUAUCAUCCAGUCUACAGGCCGUACCGGCGUUGUUGAGGUAUGGCAUCUAGACCUUGCAAGCUAUGACAGCGUCAAAGCAUUUGCAGAACGGGCGUCAAGCCUAGAGCGACUCGAUAUCCUGGUCAACAAUGCAGGAAUACUCGUGUACAAGUUUGAGCUUGCGGAAGACAAUGAGUCUACUAUCACCGUCAAUGUAGUGAGCUCAAUGCUGUUAAGCCUGUUACUGCUACCAAAGCUUCGAGAAACCUCGGUCCGGUAUGGAAAAGAGAACGUUUUGACGUUCACUGGAUCCUUUGUCCAUUUCAUGACAGACUUUCCUGAGAGGAAAGCCCCGAAUAUUUUCAAAGAGUUGGCGAAUAAGGAGAGGGCUAAUAUGAAGAAUAGAUACUAUGUCUCCAAACUCGUCCAACUCCUCAUUGUCCGCGGACUCGCAAAUCAAAUCACCAACUCCACAUCACCGGGCGACAUCACAGUCUCCAUUGCCAAUCCGGGAUUCGUCAAGACCGAAGUAAUGAGAAACGCAAGCGUCAGCUUUCAUCUCAUCUUCAGACCGUGGCGAAAGCUCGUUGCUCGUUCGGCAGAAGAAGGUGCUAGGACAAUCCUUCAUGCAGCGGCUGGUGGGAAAGAAACCCAUGGCCAAUAUUUGAGUGAUUGCAAGGUUGCUGAGACUUCUGAAUUCGUGCGUAGCAACGAGGGUGAGGAAGUCCAGAAAAAAUUGUGGGCGGAAUUGUCCACAACACUUGAGAGGAUCGUUCCCGGUGUUAUGAAGAAUAUAUCAUAA
Talaromyces stipitatus ATCC 10500 is the source of this 984-nucleotide messenger RNA. RefSeq names its product short-chain dehydrogenase/reductase family protein, putative. The transcript is spliced from 3 exons. The record is from RefSeq and is a predicted model, not a curated record. The coding region runs from base 1 to 984 and encodes 327 amino acids. Lineage: Eukaryota; Fungi; Ascomycota; Eurotiomycetes; Eurotiales; Trichocomaceae.